AUGGCCCCGUGGCCCCAGUAUGGCCUACCUGGACAUGACAACUUGAGGGAUUUUGACUCCUUGCAGGUGGACAGUGUUGUGGGAGUUAUGGUUCACUCUCUGAGGCCUUCUGACAUUAAACUUGUGGCAGCCAUUGGCAACCCGGAAACUCCUCUAGAUUCUGAGACUGUCAACCAGGAGACGCCUGAAAGGACCAAGAACAGGACGCAGCAGGUGUGCAUGGGAGUGAUAACAGUCCUUUCAGACAUUAUCAGACAAUUCAACCCUGCUGUCCUAAGCCCCAUGUGUCUUCCUGGGAAGAAUGUGGUACCCUAUGAUGAUACUGGAGACUUAAGGAGUCAGGCUGAAGAAUUGGUGAGAAGUUUGAAAGAGAACCCGCAACUUGACUUUCACCAUGACUGGAAACUCAUCAACGUGUUCUUCAGUAAUGCAAGCCUGUGUUACCUGUGUCCUUCCGCUCAACAGAAAAAGCACUCGAGCAGCAUGGACAAGCUGGCCGAGACACUGGACUACCUGCACCAGGAGGUCCCCAAAGCAUUUGUGAAUCUGGUGGAUCUCUCCGAGGUUGCAGCCAUGUCUCACUGGCAUCAAGGAUCUGGGCUCAGCUCCGCACCAGAGUCCUGCAGCUGCUCAGGGGAGACCUCAAAGCUGGCCAAGGUCAUCACAAGGUGGUCCUAUCAGGUAGCCUGGGAAAACCUCCUGGCCUCCAGCAGGUUCAGUGACCAGGACUCCUUUGCAGUGGUUUUCCAGCCUUUCUUCUUUGACAUGUUGCCACCUUUGACCUCUAAGGAGCCCCUGGCCCAGGAUCCCACCAUACUAGCCCUGAACCUCUGGAACAGCAUGAUGGAGCCAGCAGGACGCAAAGAUGAGCCUUUCAGUGCUACAGAGAGGAGGCCGAUGAAAUGUCCUUCUGAGGAGAGUCCCUAUCUGUUCACCUACAAGAAUAGCAAUUACCAGACCAGAUUGCUACAACCUCAACGGACCGGGGCAAGAGAAGGAGCAGAAGUCAAUUGUAUUGACAAGGACCCUUCUGACGAGAUUCCCACCUCAGUUCAUAGGCUGAAGCCAGCUGACAUCAAAGUAAUAGGAGCCAUGGGUGACUCUCUCACAGCAGGCAAUGGGGCUGGGUCCUUGUCUUGGAACCUCCUUGACGUCUUGACUGAAUACCGAGGCCUGUCCUGGAGUGGCGGCGGCGAUCAGAACAUCAGCACGGUGACCACGCUGCCCAACAUCCUCCGAGAAUUCAACCCCUCCUUGAAGGGCUUUGCUGUUGGCACUGGGAAACAAACCACUUCGAACGCCUUCUUCAACCAGGCUGUAGCAGGGGCCACAUCUGAGGGGUUAGUUGCCCAGGCCAGGAUGCUGGUGGACCUGAUGAAGAAUGACACAAGGAUACAUUUUCAAGAGGAUUGGAAGAUAAUCACUGUUUUUAUAGGUGGCAAUGACCUCUGUAGUUCCUGUGAUGACCCGGCUCGCUAUUCUCCUCAGAACUUCACAGAAAACAUCGGGAAAGCCCUGGAUAUCCUUAAGGCUGAGGUUCCUCGGGCAUUUGUGAACAUGGUAAAUGCGCUUGAGAUCAUCAAACUGAGGGAGAUAUACCUGGAUACUAGAGUCAGCUGCCCUCGGCUGAUCCUCAGAUCUCUGUGUCCCUGUGUCCUGAAGUUUGAUAAUAACUCAACAGAACUUGCCGCCCUCAUUGAAAGAAAUAAAAAGUACCAGGAGGGGACUCAACAGCUGAUUGAAAGUGGGCAAUACGACACAAGGGAUGAUUUUACUGUGGUUCUACAGCCAUUCUUGCAAGAAGUGAACUUACCAAGGACCUCGGAAGGCCUGCCCGACCGGUCUUUCUUUGCACCUGACUGUUUCCACUUCAGUAGCAAGUCUCACGCCCAUGCAGCCACUGCCCUCUGGAAAAACAUGCUGGAACCUGUUAACCAGAAGACAACACAGCAUGAUUUUGAAAGCGAGAUCCAAAUCGUGUGUCCGAACCAGAACUCGCCGUUUCUGAGCACCUACAAGAACUACAUAAAGGACUAUGGCACCCUGAUGCUGUGCAAGGACCGAACUCCUUCUGCUUCAACCCCAACCUCAGUGCACUCCCUGAGACCGGCAGACAUCCAAGUUGUGGCUUCUCUGGGGGAUUCUCUGACUGCUGGCAAUGGAAUCGGCUCCGAACCAGGCAACCUCUCCGAUGUCAUCACACAGUAUCGGGGACUCUCAUAUAGUUCCGGUGGAGAUGAAUCCCUGAAGAAUGUGACCACUUUACCUAAUAUCCUCCGGGAGUUUAACAGAAACCUUGAGGGCUAUUCAGUGGGCACCGGUGAUGCCAGUGCCACGAAUGCGUUCUUUAACCUGGCUGUUCCUGAAGCAAAGGCUGAGGAUCUCGUGGGCCAAGCCCAGGCUCUGGUGCAGAAGAUGAAAGAUGACCAUAGAGUAAAUUUCAAUGAAGACUGGAAGGUCAUCACAGUGAUGAUUGGAGCCAGAGAUUUGUGUGACUACUGUAUGGAUUCGAAUCUGUAUUCUGCAGCCAACUUUUAUGACCAUCUCCGCAAAGCCUUGGACAUACUGCAUAGAGAGGUGCCCAGAGCCCUGGUCAACCUCGUGGACUUCAUGAACCCCAGCAUCAUUCGGCAGGUGUUCCUGGGGAACCCAGACACGUGCCCAAUACAGCAGGCCAGUAUUUUGUGCAACUGUGUCCUGACCCUGCGGGAAAACACCUAUGAGCUGGCCAGGUUGGAGGUCUUCACCAAAGCCUACCAGAGCAGCAUGCGUGAGCUGGUGGAAUCAGGCCGCUAUGAAACACGGGAGGACUUUUCCGUGGUGCUGCAGCCCUUCUUCCUCAACAUCCAGCUCCCAUCCUUGGAGAAUGGACGUCCAGAUAAGUCCUUCUUUGCCCCAGACUGCAUCCACCCAAACCAGAAAUUCCACUCCCAGCUUGCCAGAGCCCUUUGGGUCAAUAUGCUUGAACCACUGGGCAGGAAAACGGAUACGCUGAAUCUGGCAAAAGAAAUACUCCUGACCUGUCCCACCAAGGAUGAACCCUUCCUGAGAACCUCCCGGAACAGUAACUACACUUACCCCACCACGCCAGACAUUGAGAACUGGGGCAGUGACUUCCUGUGUACAGAGUGGAAUCCUUCCAGUAGUGUUCCCACCUCAGUCCACAAGCUCCGACCAGCAGACAUCAAGGUGGUGGCCGCCCUGGGUGACUCGUUGACCACAGCGAUGGGAGCUAGACCAAUAAAUUCUAACAAUCUACUCACAUCCUGGAGGGGGCUCUCCUGGAGCAUUGGCGGAGAUGGCGUGCUGGAGAACCACACUACACUGCCCAACAUUCUGAAGAAGUUCAACCCUUCCAUCUUUGGAUUCUCCACUGGUUUCUGGGAGGAGACGGCGGGAUUAAAUGUAGCAGUGGAAGGAGCUACAGCGUGGGACAUGCCAGCCCAGGCCUGGGACCUGGUGAAGCGAAUUAAAACCAGCCUUGAAAUCGAUGUGAAGAAAGACUGGAAGCUGAUCACACUCUUCAUUGGGAGCAGUGACUUGUGUCAUUACUGCCAGGAUCCGAAGAACCACUCCACUGCACAGUACGUCCAGCACAUCCAACGUGCCCUAGACAUCUUCUAUGAGGAGCUUCCCAGGGUUUUCAUCAAUGUGGUGGAGGUCAUGGAGUUUGCUGGCCUGUACCAGAGCCAAGGCGGGAAUUGUGUCAUGCCUCUGGCAGUUCAGAGGAACUGCAGUUGCCUCAAAUACUCUCAAGACUCCUUGGCAAUGCAGGAGCUGAAGAAAGUGAACUGGAACCUGCAGAAUGGCAUCUCCAAGUUCUCCUACUGGCAGCAGUACAUGCAGCGUGAGGAUUUUGCAGUUGUCGUGCAGCCUUUCUUCCGGAACACUCUCAUCCCACUGAAUAAGCAAGGGGAAACAGAUCUCACCUUCUUCUCUGAAGACUGUGUUCACUUCUCAGACCGUGGUCAUGCUGAGAUGGCCAUCGCUCUCUGGAACAACAUGCUGGAGCCAGUGGGCCAUAAGACGACCUCCAACAACUUCACCUAUAGUCGAGCCAAACUCAAGUGCCCGUCCUCUGAGAGUCCUUUCCUCUACACUGUCCGGAAUAGUCAGCUAUUUCCAGAGCAGGCUACAGAAGCUCACAAAGUGCCCUCCUGGACUGUGCCAAUAGCAGCAAUAUGUGGCCUGGUAAUCGGCAUCCUCAUAAUGACAGCAUGGAGAGCCAUAAGACAUCACCAGAAUAAAGUCCAACCAAUGAACCUGAGCACUUCACAUGAGGAGUCGCUUGCAAAACCAAGAAAUGAAGCCAAGAAAAGAAAGCGAGGCGGGAAGGGUGCACGACUACGUCAGCGGAAUCGCAGGGCCCGGGUGUGUGUGUGUGUGGCGGGCGGGGUGGGGGGGGGGAGCAAGCACUCUGCCCAACAGGAGCGUGCUGGACACAGCAAGCAAGGCUUCCAUCCCGUGCCUGCGCCUGCGCCUCGGCGAUUCGGCGCAGUAGUCGUAGAGUGGGGGACAGCGCGCGGGAGUAGGGGGGGAGCGGCGCACCUGCGCGCUGGCGGUGGGAAGUCCAUCCCACUGCGCAUGCGCGAAGGCCCGGCCCCGGGGAGCGCGCAGCACGCCUGCGCGGAGCGUUGCGUGGCGGGGUGGCGGGCAGGGGCUGUGGCGAGUGAGUGGCGCUGCGGGUGGGGCCGUCGGCGGCGCUGGUGA
Messenger RNA from Castor canadensis (American beaver), 4710 nucleotides. The record is from RefSeq and is a predicted model, not a curated record. Lineage: Eukaryota; Metazoa; Chordata; Mammalia; Rodentia; Castoridae.